Aspergillus neoniger CBS 115656 is the source of this 3734-nucleotide messenger RNA. RefSeq lists its product as uncharacterized. Bases 23 to 3631 code for a protein of 1202 amino acids. The transcript is spliced from 7 exons. Lineage: Eukaryota; Fungi; Ascomycota; Eurotiomycetes; Eurotiales; Aspergillaceae. The record is from RefSeq and is a predicted model, not a curated record.
ACUGUGCAACCCUUACUAAGGUAUGGCUUCCUCCAGUCCUCGCCUCAAUGGCGCUUUUUUAGCUGCCAAGCAGGAAUUUCUGAUGUCGGUUGGCGACCCUGCCUUGUCCAAAUCCAUCUCUACAAUAACUUCUAUUGAUGACAUAAACGGGUUCCUUUUACAGCUCGAAGAAGCCCAGUCAAAGACUCAUGGGCUUCGCGAUCUACAGAGAAUCAAGCCAUUCCUUGACGGACUGGAACAAUUUGCGGGGGUGAUCGAGCAAUUUGUCUCAAUAAAGCCAGAAAUUGGUGCCGUAAUAUGGGGGCCGAUAAAGCUCUUGCUAAAGGUUGCAGACAACACCUUAGCGUCGUAUGACGCGAUUGUCAACACCAUGGGCCUUAUUGGAGAGAGACUUCCUUUCUUUCAACAGUAUACAGACUUGUUCAAAGAAAGCGACAGAGUGAGGGAUGUUCUGGUGUUGUUUUAUCGCGACAUCCUCGACUUCUACGCAAUUGCUCUCAAAUUCUUUAAAGCAAAGCACUGGAAAACUGUGUUCGGAUUUGCCUGGCCAAGGCACAGAGAGAGAAUUAAUAUUGUAGUUGACAAUAUAGAGCGACAUUCUCUUCUAUUGACAGCUAGUGUGAACUUUGAGCAUAUUCGUGAAGCGCAUGACGCUCGAAUUGAGGAAUUCAGGAAGUGGGAAAAAACGUUCGAAUUCCAGGAGGAACAGAGUUUAAGAGGAAUCCAAACCGAUAUUUCACCCACGCUUUACGACGAGGAGUUAGAUCGAUUGCGAAUGUCAACCUGUGCCAGAACAGGCAAAUGGCUAGCUAAAGAAAAAACGCUGAAUUACUGGUUCGACAAGAAUAAUUCAACCUCUAGAUUGGUAUGGCUUCACGGAGGCCCAGGAGAGGGCAAAACUUAUCUAUCAUCUAUGAUCAUCGAGAGAGCAAUACAGUCUUCACACACGACGCUAUUUGCAUUCCUCAGCUACCGACAAGCAAGCGUAAAAACUAUUUCAAUCUUUCACUCGCUUAUAUUUCAGCUUGUCACGAGCGACGAAAUCGACAAGACACUCAGACGAGACCUGCGGGCACGAUUGCACGAGAUAUUCCUGUCCAGUCAGCGAAGUCUCAAGAGCAAUACAAAAUUUGUCUGUGAAACCCUAUCCGAAUUACUUAAAUGUGUUGGACAGAGUCAUAUCAUCAUUGAUGGGUUAGACGAAAUCGUGGAGCUCGAGAGGGGGAUCAUCACGGGCGAACUUCUGAAAAUACUUCAAGAGUGUCCCGAGGUUAGAAUUUUGAUCAGUAGCCGACAUGAGGACGAUCUUAGGAUGGCUCUAAAUGUCAGCAAAUACAAAGCCAUUCGGGCAGCUGACAAUAACAGUGGGUGUAUUCAAGCUUAUGUGUCUAUAACCACACAAGAAUGGCUGGAGGAGACAUCCUUCAACGAACUAGAGCGGACAGAAAUCAAUCGCUCGGUAGCUCGCUUAUCUUCCAAGGCCAGAGGCAUGUUUCUCUACGCGAGGGUUGUGAUGGACCAUUUGAAAAUGUGCCAUAGCCUGGAAAUGAUCCAAAGAGAACUAGAGGUUCUCCCAGAAAAUUUACAUGAAGCAUACGCCCGCGUUCUCCAACGCCUCAAUGAUCUUCAUCCAACAUCAAAAGACCUAUGCCGACGAGCUUUGGGCUGGAUUGGAUGCUCUUCUAUCCCCCUACAACUGCAGGAGCUUUCUUUUGCGCUCAGUAUAAUCCCUGGCUCCGAAUCGAAUCUUCUUGGCUCCCCGACCUCGAUCAAUGUCCUACGAUUGUGUGGCCCUAUUGUCGAGGUGUGUGGAAACUAUGUUCAAUUUGUGCAUUUCACAGUGAAAGAAUAUCUCUUCAAUCUGCCAACCGCGACUUUCGUGCAAAGCCUGGAUGCAACUCUAGAUAUCGCCCUAACGGUCUUGACUUAUCUUUCCCUCGAUAUAUUCGAUGUCGAUAUAAGCGAAGAGCAGAUUUCGAGGAAUAUAAUCACCGGGGCAUAUUGCUUACAUUGGUUUGCUACGUUCCAGUUGCUAGAGAUUUUGAACAGAUCCCUCGAACUUCUCGAUGGCCGGCCUCCCCCGGCAAAGCUCAUUGAUCUCCUGGAACGUUUUAUCGAAGAACGCGAAAAUCUUGAUUUUGAGGGAGGCUCUAGUUCAGUAACUAAAAAUGCCACAUUUGAACCCCUGAAAGACUUGCCCCAUAUUCGCGACUUUCUUGGCCAUUUUGUUGCACUCUGCCAACUUGACACUGGCACUUGGAAGCUCGAGUCCCCCUAUGACCCUUUGAGCACCCAGCUACGGGUACCCCCAUGGACAAAAAGAGACCCAACAACACUUUCGUUCACUUCAUGUGUCCUUCACCAAAAGUUCGAACAGAUUCUGUGCCAUGGAAAAGAGCAUAUGGAGCGCUGUAACUGUGAAAUCCUGCAAAGAUUAUAUGGAACACGUUUGUUUAGAUGCCACUACUCUCUGUGUCAAUCCUGGAGAACUUCAUUCGAGGCUGAAGUUGACAGGGAAAGUCACUGCAAAAACCACGACAGGCCUUUCACUUGCCCGUAUCUCGGGUGUGAAUUCAACACUCUUGGCUUUAUCUCUGAUUCGCAACUGCGCAGGCAUCAAGCGCAAUGCCAUGCCACGGCGCCUCGGAAGCAAAUAUCCGGCAUGGAGGACCCAGAUCCGGAUGAGCUUAUACCUUUAUUGUUUGAUUUGAUAUCAUUGGGUAUGGUUAACGAGAUCAAACGGCUCUCCACGCGAAUUUCACAGCUGGACCCCAAUACCCAAUAUUCUUUGCUUGCCGAAUCCUCCCGCUGUGGUUCAAUUUCAAUGGUUGAGAGCAUUUUCAAGUCGUGUACACUUACUGCCCACCAGGCCACCCUCGUCAUAUCCGAACAAUCCAUUCAGCAUGGGAACUCGGAGGUUUUCGCGUGGAUUGCGCCAAUGGCCAAGGAAAAUGCGCGAGGUGACUCGUUGAGAAAAGUUUCGAUAUAUGCUAUCAAUACUGAUUCCCCAGCUAUUUUUGACACUUGGAAAAGUGUCUUUUCUGACGCCUUGUGCUCUUAUUAUCCCAGGAAACAUGGAGCCCCUUAUUGGGAUCUGGAGCUUGCGUGGCAACCAUACACAAUCAUGGAUACCCUUAUUGAAGAGAUAGAGGACCCAGUCAAGCAGGAACGGCUCGCAGAUAUUUGGAGAGAACAGGCUGCUAAAAACUACUUUGACAAGUCCCAGCUUGGAAAUGCAUUAUUGGCAGUAUCCAGAACAACAUGCUCCAUCCCCCUCGCAAGGGCGCUCAUUGAAGUGGGUGCCGAUAUAAACUUCCAAGAUAUCCCACCGCCUGAAGUCAAAUUGGGGACUUAUGCACAAAAAACGGUGAAAUCCCCUUUGCAUGAAGCAACAUUGAAGGCUACAUCUCAAGCUGCCACUUUCAUCAAGUUCCUCCUUCUGCAGGGAGCAAACCCGGAUUUAGAUUGCAAUACGAAGAAUUUGAUGUAUCCAAACAAGGCAAAUCCAUCAACAAUCAAGACGCCUGGGAUGAACAAUGGAGCGAAACGGAUUGCGAAAUGGCUAGGUAUGGAUUGGAAGGAGUUGGUAAAGUGGGCAUCUGAACAGAGGUUGCAUUGCUCAAACAAUUGAAUUUCCUAUCAAGUUGAACAUGUGCUAUAUUUAAUUCCUCACUAAGCAAGACUCGAUCUUCAAGGCAAUUCUUUCGGCAUUCGGAAGUUAAUAUCAAAGUUUG